Pelobates cultripes (western spadefoot toad) is the source of this 23444-nucleotide messenger RNA. Lineage: Eukaryota; Metazoa; Chordata; Amphibia; Anura; Pelobatidae. The record is from the annotation of a GenBank genome assembly.
CUACAACUCUGAUUAAUUUGCUUGUUUUAUGGAUAAAAUCGCAGCUGGAAUAUAGCUUUUUCUCUCACAGUGUAUUUAAAAAAUGUAUAAAAGGUUUUGCUGAAAAAAAGUUACCGAACAUUAACUUGAAAGCCUGUGGAUUAUUAUCACACCUCUACAUAUCUCCAACUGGGAAUUAAAAAUACAGGAGGUAACUUAUUUUUCUAUCUGAAUUUUGUUUAUUUACCUUUUUUUGUUUAAAUCGAGGACAUAAAAAACAGCUUUUUUUCUUACCUAAGACACUCAUAUGUUUACUUUAUAGAUUUAUUUAUGAUGGCGUUUUAUUUAAAGGUUGCUAUUUCGACAGUUCUUUUCAGUGCCACGGAAACCAAGGUUAUUUAUCAAAGAGUUAUUCAAGUUCAAUUUUAUUGGCCAACAAAGCUAAGCUAAAAACUUUGCUGACUAUAAUUUUUUUUUUACAAUUUUAUUUUAAACUAUUUUAUUGUUGUAUGUGUCGAUUGAAAAUGACAAGCAUAAAAGUCACAAAUAUGACAUAUUAAGUUAGCAAGGCAUAGGAUAGUGACUUACAUCUCUUACGCACUGUUUUUAGUUUAGAAAGAAAAGGAAACGACACAACGUAAACGCAAAACAAAACAAGAUCUGCUUUCUUUUACUAGUCAUAUGUAAGAAGGCAAAGAUCAAUUUCUACAAUUUGAAAUUCACUUUGAAUUCUCAUUCUCAAUUUCAGACAAUUUAUACCUUAGUGAAUUACACUCAGUGUUACUCAGAGGUGUACAAUCUAAACUGAAUUGUGUUAAGUCAGUGAAUUAAACCACUCUGUAGUUUGGGAACAAGCUGCUCUUGGUAGCCUUUGAUGAAAUACCUUCAAAACGUAUUAGGGUUCCGUGUUUGGAUAUUCAGAGGUCGCCCUUUGACCACAGCUUGAUUGGAAUGUAAAUACUUGAUGCAGAAAACAAUGUGUACAUUAGUUAUGAAGGAUUGGCAUUCCUGUUGAGCCAGACAUUGCCUAUGGCGCUGAAGGCUGAGCUUCAUGGUAAAUUUUGAGAGACAAGGGUUAGUCCUGUCUCCGAUUUGUUUGUGGAAUGGCCCCGUAAUCAGGUGUAGACAACAUUUUACAUUCACGCUGAUUUGUGCUACAUUAUCAUUAUAUUUAUUUGAAGGGUUAUUCCAACCAAAAAAGAGUGUUUUAAUAAACACAGUUUUUGGCCAAAUUAAGCCUUAAUGCCCUGAUCCUUCCCCUCAAAUAUUAUAAAGAGAAAAAAAGAUUAUAGCAAAAAAUUACCUGUAAUCCCACACUGAGGCCAAGUUGUCCUAGGAACCGGAUCCUCCACAGGUAAUGUCACUACUCUCAUUGGAUGUCAGAAAGGAUGGGCUUAUGAGAGGACUUGGGUGACAUGGAGGGGGCGAGGCCAUAGUAAAACACUGCACAUACAGACUACAAGCACCACGACCACUUCACAUCACUGAAAUUAUCAUCAGAGUCAUUCAUUAGAGUAAGCUUUUAACUUUAUUCUUGUCCUGAUUGUUCAUUCCAACCACUGAUAAUUUCACACAGCAGUGAACAAAAAUGAGAGCGAGCGAUUAACAAAAAUCCGAAUAUUACACUUUAUAAAAAUCAAAUUGUUUUUUUUUUUUAGCCUUGUGUAUCAAUUACCAUUCUAUCAUAUAGUAUUAGAUAUCAGAACAAACGGACCUAACCUCUUGCGUGCCAGAAGGAUGAAAUCGUUUUUUUUCUUUUCUCAAAAAGUUCCACUCUACGUUUCCAUGGAAAGACAAGAGAAGGAAUUGUUUUCUCUGGAUACUCCAGAUUCCUAGCUAGUUCUUUUUAAAACCAAAAGAAAGAAUAUCAAAUUGCACAAUUCAAUGAGUGCACAAAAUGAAAGAACAAGUCAAAUGAAUGGAGUUUGUGUUGUAGGCUUGUGAAGAUAUAACUUUGAGCCAUUAAGGUUAAUGGCACAUAUACUCCUGUUUAGAGAAAGGAACACGCAGGAAAGUGACCAGGUGUGUAAGUCAUAUCUACUAGAGCACGUCUGUGCAUUCAUUUCAUGGCCAUAGCAUUCUUUAUGAUUCUUUAUUCUUUAGAUUCUAACUCUUGGAAAUAUAUGAAGACUCUAUCGGGCAAGACAACUGGCUUGGAAUUUCUGUUACUCCUAAACUAACCCGUAUCUUGUAUCUUUGUUUAGUAGACAUGAGGUGGCUGAUCGUGUUGGCUCUCACAGCCUACCUCCUCCAAGCCUGUCUAGCCUUUAAAAUUGCUUCAUUCAACAUCCAGAGGUUUGCCAUCUCUAAAGUUGACGAUCCCUUUGUUCUGGAUCUUCUGAUACGUGUAAGAAUAAUGGCUGAUACUAAAGUGAUUCUGAAGAAUGGUAGAUAACAGUUAAGUUAAUGUUAUGACAAAAAUCAUAUAAAUAUAAUGGGGAAUUCGUGUUAAGAUUUUUAAAGUAGUUUUACGUUAUAAAUUCUGCAGUCUAUAGCAGUGUGACUUUUUAGGUGCUAUCAGUACUCUUUGCAGAGCAUGCGAGAGUAGUCAUCUACUCUUGGGAUAUAGAUUUAGUUGAAAAGAUUUAUGUACCCUUUGCAUUUGGUUAUAUAUGGUUAUAAAUUGGAGAUCCUUGGAAUUUAAGCUCCCUUUAGAAGCAAAAUGAGACUUUGAAAGAGAAAGCUUCAUGCACCUGCAGUCUCACUGCUUAAUUCUAUGCCAUAUAGGAAUUAAAUUAAAUUUCUGUAGUCGUAGCCGCACCUCCCCUGGCUUUCAAUCAAAACAUUCCUACAAACUUCCUGAAACGUUAUGUCGAUUUCUGCCUAUUAAACAUUCAACAUCAGUACAUAAUUCUUCUCAUAUCUACUUUUAUAUUUGUUUUUAUAGCCUGCAAAUAUACCUGGGGUAUAGAUUCUGAAAAUGGUUAUUAAUACCAAAUAUAUAUGUGUAUUUUAUGAGAUAGUUAUAUCUUUAGAAAUAUAUAGAUAUAUGCAUAUUGUUUCCAUUUAAGUUGAUGUUUUGGAAUAAAAAAAAAAGUAUAUUUGUCUAUGCUUUUCAAAUAAUUUAGUGUUUUUAAAAAACUUUUAAAAUGAUUUAAUAUUUUAAUAUGUUUAUAUUCUUCCAUUUUGUGAUGCAUUGAUAUAUUUAUUGAAAUUAAUUAUUUUUUGAUCCUUUAAUAUUUUGAAAAAAAAUCACUUUAAAAGUUUGUCCUCGAAUACUAAACUGAAUUGGAUUUCUGACUUGUUGUCACUUUGUUUUGCGUAAAGAAAGGGGAGGGGGGGGGGUUUAGGUUAAUGCCCUCUAUUUAUUUGGAUUGCUUCUAUUUUCUGAUUGGUUAUCCUGUUUUUAUGUUAUUUCUUUGCUGUUGUGGAGUACAGUAAAAAAAAAAUUCAGUCUUCAUUAGAACAAUAUGUAUCGAAUACAAAGUUCUGUUUUGGUAUUUAUAUUUGAAGACGAUUUUGUCAUUAUUUUUGUGUUCCCCUUUCUGCUAAAGAUAUUGAGAAGAUAUGAGUUGAUCUCAGUCCAAGAAGUAAUGAAUUCAGAUAACACAGCGAUUAUCAGGCUUGUUCAGGAGCUCAACCUGUGAGUAUCUCUUCUUGGCCGUCAUGAUUCUAAAACCCAUCAAAGUUACAGUAUUACAUCUAAUGUUAGAGGAGAGCAAGAACACCGAACACAAGAAUAUUUUAUUUGAGAGUGUAACUGCCUUAAAAAACAAAACUCAUCUAUAUAUUAUGCGAGGAAACCAGUCUUUACUGAUCUGUCAUCUUCUACAGAGCCUAAAUAAGUGGCUGCAUUCAUCAUGUGUAGAAUGCAAAGUACAGGUAUAUACACAUUAAACCACUCCAACAUUUAUAGCACCCAUUUUGUAAUAGUAGUAGGAAAUAAUCUUGGGGUAAACAUUUUAUUUUUGUACAGCGUUUUGCAUUUCACAUUCACCCUGUUGAAAUAUUUGGCAUUUAAUAGGAUUUGGGCAAGUUCUAAUUACCAUAUGUCCGAAGAACGGACAUUAGGACAAUGUAAUGAUGUCACCUAUAAAUAAAUGUGUAUAUGAAAUCACCACCAAUAACCACUUCAGGUUUCUGUAACAUUAUAAUACACUAGUAUGGCUAAUACAUUCAUUAAUUGAUUGUUUACACUAUGCAGAAUGUUUGAUGUUAAACUGUUGCUUUGGGACUAUCAGGCCUAGCUUAGAACCAAGACAGAAUUCUGUUCUCUGCAAUAAAAAUAGGGAAAAAAUAAAAACUCACUAGGUAAUGUGCAUUUUCUAUUUUUACUAAAUCUGUUUUUCAUUUUUAGAGCCACUGGUUUAAAAUACAACGUGUUGAUCUCUGAUCACCUGGGGCGUAGUACUUAUCGGGAGAAAUAUGUCUAUAUAUACAGGUAGGUUGUGCAACAAUACAGUCCACUAAAUGCUCUCCGUACUCUUGUCACUGUCCACCAUACUUUGAUGUCUGCGAUGUAGACUUCCUGUGUGUAAUUAAUAUUUGCUAAGCUGCUCACCUCAGACAUUCUUUCCAUGAUAUUUUAUUCUGGGGUUUCUGUACCUCUCGAGUAGAAGGGAUCUGCUUCACCUAUUUCUUCUGAUAGCCUCUGUGGUUAAGACAAGCUAGUAAGUUUCUGUUAAUUCUUAAAGAGUGCAUGCUACACUUGGUGUUUUACAUGUUUACCACAAUUAAUAUGAUGUGUUCUUUCUCUGUGAACUUGUAUGGUGAUAUCUAGGAUUCUUCGCACCCCAAGCUAACCACCCUUGUUAGAACCAAUAAUAUUUGGUAUGUCCAAUGCUUGAUGCAGGGCCCCAUGUUGCUUAAUUUUCGAUGUGGAUUGAUCUCAUGGAGGGCUGAUGUUGAAAGUGACUGGUCAUAGGCAAAUAGAAGAAGAAUAUGUUACAUAGUUUCAUAGGCUGAAAAAUAGACUUGUGUCCAUCAAGUUUGGCCUUUCUCAAAUCUGUUUUUGCUGUUGAUCCAAAAGAAGGCAAAAAAAAAAACACCUUUCUUGACCUCAGAAUGGGAGUCAGAUUUAUUCUUGGAUCAAGAAGCUAUGUACUGUUAGUUUGCUUGCAUCUUACAACGUUGUUGUCUACCUACAAAAUCAGGUAGAUCAUGCACAAUAAUACUUCAGAAAUCUAAUUCCUUUACAAAGAGGAAAUGUGGUUGAAAACUCCACGAUGACCAGUUCCUUUGGUGAGGGAUAUACAUUAUUGUUGUGCAAAUAUGAUAAUACAGCAUCCAUCAGACUUUAUCUUGAAAUUGGCAUUGAGAGACAUUAACACCUGGUUCACGCAGAGCCCUGGAGUUUAAUAGAUUUGUGAGAGCACCAGAGCACUACGAGACAGCUUGCAUCAGCUGUUUGAAAGCCAAGCACCAGAUGGAGAGGCUUUGAUGAAGUUGCUAAAUUCUUCCCCGUUAUUUUUCUCGGCAGAGAAGAUAUCCUAAAGCCAACAGAGUGGUAUCAUUAUGAUGAUGACUGUGAAGUCUGUGGCACGGACACAUUCAUGAGGGAGCCAUUUGUGGUUCGUUUUUCUUCUUUGACUACAGGUAAAGCAAUAAAUAUUGUCAUCAGUGAGAACAUUGUGAAAGGAUUAUGGACUAUGGGGAUUCUGGCGGAGGUGAAAUGGUUAUAUUAGAAGCAGACUUGGGUUAAGGGCAAGUAAAAGUCAGGAAACAACUAAAUCUGGUUUAUAUGUGCUAAGCCUCUGUUUUCCAGAACCUGCAUUUCCGUUUGAUGACAUGUUUACAGUGCUCAACAGACAUGAACCCAUAAGUGUAGUAAUGAUAGGGUGUGGACAGAAUAAUUCACUCAAAGACGAUGAUAGGGAAAAAAAGUCAUGCAUAUAUGCCAGGUGACAGGCAGUGGCACUGACAAGCCUCGUGGUACUCCAUGGAACAAAUUCAGAGCCCUUGCAUCACCCUUGCAUCACGAGCACACUCUUAGAGGGACAAUGGGAGCCCCAAGUAAUUUCUGGCUUCCAUUGGUCCACGUCAUUCCAGUGUCCCCACACACGCAUGUUUUGGGGGUGCAGGCAUGAUGUGGACCAAUCAAAUGUUACUUAAAGAUAUUUAAACUUUCCUAACACUGUACACUGUGCCCUCUUGUGGUUUCUGUCCCUGUAUCCUUUAGUGCAUUCCUUGAUCUAUUGCAUUAUAUUCUGGUAUUGACCUUGGCUUUGUUUCUUAGCCUUCGUUUAUCUGACUGAUUACCGUGUACCUGACUCUGGCUAGUUCUCGUUUUCGCUGUCUCUCUGUUACCCUGACCUCGGCUCGUUACUGACUACGCUGUUAUCUCUGCCUAUGUUAAGUCCGGCCAUUCUAGGCCCAGUACUAUGCUACUUCCUUCUUUUGUUCUUUUCUGCCCUAAACUCUGCGUGUUGGGGUGACAUCAUGUAUUUUUUAUAUACUUACAGUUGCACAUUUAUAAUUCCCAAAUAAAUACUUUUACUAUGUCAUUGAAUGUUCACACUGCGUUUCUAGUUGUCAUGCUAAUGCCCAAGAUAUUUAUAACAGCUUUCAUUGUGUACGAGUGUGAAGAUAAGUAAGCAGCGUAAAUGUGACACUGUCAUGGGCUAACUAAAUAGAUUUCAUAUAUCCAGCUGUACUCCAUUCACAUAUCAUAAAGAACAUUUGAAAAACUGCAUAAAAAACAGAAAUUAUAAAGCCUAUAAUGGGGGAUGCAAGACAUGCAAAUAAGCUAAAAUUACACUGGCACUUUUUAGACAUUAAUUCGUACUAUUUGAAUAGAUUCAUAGGUUCUUACUCUUUCUGGGAUUUUAAUGGAAUUAGUAUGGCUUGCUGGUCAAAGGAGAAACCUGUAUGCCAUUUUAGAGUCGGGAACAGAUUUCUUUCCCAUUUUGUUACCUUCAAAAUAAAUUAAAAAUAUAUUUUUUCUGCCUUUUUUGGAGGAACACCAGAAUAAGAGUUGUGUGAAAGGUUGAACUUGAUUGAAUUGAGUCUUUAUUUGAACUUUCAUUACUAUGUAAAUGUGUAACUGCCUCCAGACUGUUUGGCCUUCUGAGGCUCGUCAGUGCUAACCUGGUCUGACUAUAUUACAAUAAGUAGAGAGAAUGUGUGCAGUCACAAUCUCUCAGCUAUCUUCUUUGGGAUAUUGCUGUUAAAGUAGUCACCACAAGGUGGCGCUUAAACACAAGACUCCAGGCACAUCUGUGUUGCAUUAUCAUUUUAAUGUAUUUGUUUAUUUAAAUGUGCUGUACCUCUGAUUAUUCAUACCACAGAGCAAAUGUAGGUUACCAGCAGCUUAAUAAUAUUUAAUGACAAUAAUAAAUUGUAACAUACGGACAGCUAUUUGAAAUUGUCAAAGGUUAAACUUUGAUUUAAAAAAAAAACCAAAGCAUGAAUCUUUCUAAAUAUGGAUGUGUCUAUACGUAGUUUUCUCUCAUACAUUCGAUGGUUCCAGCAAUAAGGUUGGAACAGCCGGGUUUAGGACUAGUGUCCCAUCCUUCUGGACCCUAUAACUGGGAAGGAAGGGUAGAGUAGCCAGACCCUUGAUUCAGAGGAGACUGGUCAAUGAUACUUUUAGCUUUUUCAAGUACAUCUUGGGUCCACAAUGUUAUAGAAGAAGAAAACAAGAAAAGUUUAAACGUGUGCAUAUCUACUAAGACAUGACAGCCAAUAAGAAAGAAGACUAUCCGUCUACUAGUGUUUGCACAAAGGUUAGCCAUCUAAGUUUCUGAUACCCUAGUUCCCAUACUCUGACAUUUACCCAGUGGCCACUUUAUUACGUACACUGUGCUUAUAAUUAUUUCAGAUGACUUAAAGGUAGGCAGACAAUGUAAGCAGGAAGGAAAUGCUAGCAGAAUGCUUGGUUGUAUAGGGAGAGGUAUUAGCAGUAGAAAGAGGGAAGUGCUCAUGCCAUUGUAAAGAACACUGGUGAGACCUCACUUGGAGUAUUGUACGCAGUACUGGAGUCCGUAUCUUCAGAAGGAUAUUGAUGCUUCAGAGAGAGUUCAGAGAAGGGCAACUAAACUUGUUCAAGGAUUGCAGGAUAAAACUUGCCAUGAAAGGUUAAAGGAACUUAACAUGUAUAGCUUGGAGGAAAGACGAGACGGGGGGAUAUGAUAGAAACAUUUAAAUAUAUAAAGGGAAUCAAGACAGUAAAAGAGGAGACUAUAUUUAAAAGAAGAAAAACUACCACAAAAAUAAUAUCAGGAAGUAUUACUUUACUGAGACGGUAGUGGAUGCAUGGAAUAGCCUUCCAGCUGAAGUGGUAGAGGUUAACACAGUGAGGGAGUUUAAGCAUGUGUAGGAUAGGCAUAAGGCUAUCCUAGACUUAAGAUAAGGCCAGGAACUAAUGAGAGUAUUUAGAAAAUUGGGCAGAUUAGAUGGGUCAAACUGUUCUUAUCUGCUGUCACAUUCUAUGUUUCUAUGUUUCUAUACUACAUCGUUUGUCCUCAGAACAGUCUGAAUUAUUUCUGGCAUGGAUUCAACAAGUGCUGAAAACAUUUCAUAGAGAUUCUGGCCUAUAUAGACAACAUAGCAUCACUCAUUUACUACAGAUUGGUCAGCUCCACAUUUGUGAUGCAAAUUGAUCAAUAUGGUUACUGUGGAGGACAUCGGAGUCAAUGGAACUUAUUGUCAUGUUCAUGGAAGCAGCUUGAGAUGAUGCAUGCUUUGUUAUAUGAUACAGUAUUCUCCUAAAAGUAGCCAUUAGAAGAUGCGUAUGCAGUUGCCUUAAAAAGAUGCACAUGGUCAACAGCCAGGGAUGUAUCUUACACGAGGCAAACAAGGCAUUUGCCUUGGGCGGCACUUUGCAGGGGGGCAAAAAAAGCAGCCCCCAAACGCCCAGGCAGAUCUCUUGCUUGCCUUGUGUCCUGGGGGGCUCAAGAGUUGGCUGGCCACUUUUGAGCCCACCCCGAGGCGAGCGGCGGGCAGCGAGGGAGCAUGCUGACCUGACAUGCGCGCCGCUUAAUGAAGCCGGGAGCCGGAAUAUGACGUCAGACCGGCUCCCGGCAUCACUAAGUGGCACGCGAGGGAGCUGAGCAGGAAAAACAGAGCUCCCUCGCCACCUACUCAGCCUGUCCGCCCCCUGUCUGCCCGACCAGCAGUCCCACUGGACCGCAGGUAAGCAACCCACUCCAGCUCUCCCAGGGAGGCUGGGUGGAUUUAAAUAAAAAUAAUAAUUUGUGAGUGUUGGGGGAAAUGUGUGUGUGUGUGAGUGUGUGUGCGUGAAUGUGUGUGUGUGUGUGUGUGUCUGUGAGUAAAUAAAUGUGUGUGUGUGUGUGUGUUUGUGUGUGUGUCUGUGAGUGAAUGUGUGUGUGUAUCUGUGAGUUAAUGAGUGUGUGUAUGUGUGUGUGUCUGUAAGUGUGUGUGUCUAAGUGAAUGUGUAUGUGUGUGUGUCUGUAAGUGUGUGUGUCUAAGUGAAUGUGUGUGUACGUAAGUGUGUGUGUCUAAGUGAAUGUGUGUGUGUGUCUGUGAGUGAAUGUGUGUGUGUGUCAGUCAGUGAGUGUGUAUGUGUCGGUCAGUGAGUUUGUACGUCUGUCAGUGAGAGUGUGUGUCUGUCAGUGAGUCUGUCAGUGUUUGUCUGAGUAAUAGUGUGUGUCUAUCUAUCAGUGUGUCAAAUCAGUGAGUGUAUGUAUGUCAUUGUUUGUCAGUGUAUAUGAGAGUGUGUCUGUCAAUGAGUGUAUGCAUCUGUGCGUCUGUCAGUGAGUGUGCGUCUGUCAGUCAAAGUGCGGCCUUGACUGGAAGAGGUCGGGAAAAUGUAAAAUAGGAGAGGGCGGGGCGUGCCCGAGUACCGUCCUGCCUAGGGCAGCACAAACCCUAAAUACACCACUGAGUGUGCGUCCGAGUAAAAGUGUGUGUCUGUCUAUCAGUGUGUCAAAUCAGUGAGUGUUUGUGUAUGUCAUUGUUUGUCAGCGUAUAUGAGAGUAUGUGUCUGUCAAUGAGUGUAUGCAUCUAUCAGUGAGUGUGUGCGUCUGUCAGUGAGUGUGCGUCUGUCAUUGUUUGUCAGUGUAUAUGAGAGUGUGUCUGUCAAUGAGUGUAUGCAUCUAUCAGUGAGUGUGUGCGUCUGUCAGUGAGUGAGCAUCUGUUAGUCAAAGUGCGGCCUUGACUGGAAGGGGUGGGGAAAAUUUAAAUUGGGGGGGAGGAAGCACUGGGCCGCGCGAGCACUGUCCUGCCUAGGGCAGCACAAAUCCUAAAUACACCACUGUCAGCAGCCAUUUUCUUUUAACCUAUAGAAUUUAAACCAGGGGUUCCCAAUUAAGUUUUCCUGUGGAACCACUUGACAUAGUGUGGAACUGCCCCCAUCACCCCUGUUUUUUGUAUGUGCCGGUGUGUGUCUGUGUGUCAAGGUGUGUGUAUCUGUGUUUGUAUGUGCCAGUGUGUGUAUCUGUGUGUCAAUGUGUAUCUGUGUGUGUGUGUGUGUAUGUAUCUGACACACAGAUACACACACAUUGGCACGUAGUGGCACACAGAUACACAUACACACAGUGUCAUACACACACACUGACACACACUCAGGUACACACACACUGACAUACACACACAUAGGCACAUACAAACACACUGAUAUACAUUGGCACACACACACACACACACACACACACACACUCUCAGAUACACACAGUGACACAUACACAAACCUUGACACACAGAUACACACACUGACACACACUCAGACACACAUACUCUUUGACAGACACAAUACAAACACAUAUACACUCUCACUGAUAAGCACACAUACAUUCUCACUGACAAACACAUACACACUCACACACUCACUGACAAGCACACAUACACUCUCACUGACAAACACACCUACACACACACACUCACUGACAAACACACAUACACUUUCGGUGACAAACACACAUACACUCUCAGUGACAAACACACAUACAAAUUCCUUAACAGACACACACAAUUUAUUUAUUUUUUAAAAAUUUCACUCCACCCAGCCUCCCUACCUUUGGGAGUGCUGGCAUGGAGUCUCUAUUUUCCUGGGGUCCAGCAGGUGGCAUGCAGUCCCUGGGGUCCAGUGGGGCUGCUGGACUGAGCGGCUGGCGUGCAGUCCCUGAGGUCCAAUGGGGCUGCUGGGCUCUUAGUGAUGCUGAAACCCGAGUGACAUCAUACUCCGGCUUCGGCAUCACUCCCAUGCUCAGCUCCUUGCCGUCCGCCUCAAUUAUCGCAGAGCCCAUUUUGUAAUUUUGGCGGAACUACAUUUGUGUUCUUGCGGAACCCCAGGGUUCCACAGAACACCAAUUGGGAAAUGCUGAUUUAAACAGUUGGGCAACUAAACAUUGCCAUAGUGCUUGUCGACUUUUACUGGAAGCAGUCAGACCUUUCCACCUACUCUGAGAGGCUUUCCAGGGCAGAUUAGACGUUCAAAAGGAGAUCAGCCCGUCUCUUAGUCAACACAGGUACCCAUUUCUUAAGCAACAACGUAUCUGAUAUGUUUCACCAAAUGCAGCAGUCUUUGCCAAGCCUGUUGUUCCCUUUUAUUGUAAUUUUCUCUCCUGAGUCUCAUAUUAAAUUAGCAAUUUUGCCAACAGAACUAUUGCUAACUGGAUGUUUUUUGUGUUUUAAACCAUUAUGUGUAAAUUCUAGAGGCUAUUGCGAUUAAUAUCCCAAGAUAUAAACAGUUUCUGAGAUAGUCAAUCCACCAGAUCCGGCACCAAUAGUAAUUGCAUGGUUGAAGUCCCUUCCCCAUUUUGAUGCUAGGUUUGACCAAUAACUGUACUUCUUGAUCAUGUCUACAUGUUUUUAUGUAUUAAGUUGAUGCCACUUGCUUGGCUGAGAACAUAUUUGCAUUAACAAGCAGGUAUACAGGUGGACCUAGUAAGUGGCUACUGAGUGUAUUGUAGGUGCAUUAAACAUGUGCAAUUAGUUUCUUUCCGAAUGUAAGUUUGGACGGAUUUCGGCAAUUCGGACAUUCUCAUGCUUCCGAAUGUCCGAAUUGCCGAAUUUCCGAAGUACUGAACCAAACCGAAUUGCCGAAUUUCAGAAGUGCUAAACUGAACCGAAUUGGCGAAGUGCUGAAUUGGGAUAAGGGGUUGGGUUAGUUGUAGGGUUGGGGGUAGGGUUAGGGUUGGGGUUGGGGGUAGAGUUAGGGUUAGUGGUAGGGUUAGGGUUUAGGGAUAGGGAAUUGCCAAAAUCCCAAAGUCCCGAAAUGCAGAAUUCCCGAAGUCCUGAAUUGCCAAAUUCCCAAAUUGCCGUCGUCCCGAAUUUUGGAAGUGCCGAAUUGCCGUCGUCCCGAAUUGCCAUCGUCCCGAAUUUUGGAAGUGCCAAACCGAAUUAUUUGACCAUGCACAUCCCUAAUGUGCAUGUGAUAGUCAUAAAAGAUUUGUAAGCCAUAAAUAAUUAUUUGUAAUACAUCAUUUAUUUGAUUCAUAAUAAAGUGGCUCCGAGUAUAUAGUAACUUUUGCAUUUCUUUAUUUAUAUCUGUUAUUAGAGUUUUGAAGUGCUUCUAGACAAGCCAUACUUUUUGUAUAACACUAUGCUAGACAGGCAAAUCAGUCACUUGAAUUGGUCUUUGCUUACUGUGAGAUUUUCAAGGACUUGCACUUCUUUCUGGAACAUUUUAAAUGAAUAUUCACGAGGUUAUUCACCUUGAGGGUCACGCAGAAAAAAAUAAUAAUCAAAUUUGCAGUUGAAAAUACACAGACUGAAAAAAUAAAAAAAAAUAAAAGAGACGACGGGCUAAAUGAACAGCUAUCAGAUAAACUAUAAGAUGCCGUAAACAUAAAUUUAAAUAAUAGUUUUCGGUCUAUAAUCAGAAUGGGGACAGUCAGUAUAUACAGACAGCACAGCGUUAUCAAUUAUACGCUGAUUGCCUAUGAGAUGAGUUGGGGGUCCAUAGUACCGACAAAUAAAAAUAAUUUAAUGAUGGUUGCUGUAAAGGGGUACACUAUAUACCACACCUUAUAGUACAUCAGUGAGGCAUUGAAUAACCUAGUCUGAUGAAGGUCUGUUGGCUGAAACGUCAUUCAUUUUUAGUUUCUCUAUGUGAAAAGAAUUAGCAGGCUAAUAAAAGGCCCCUUUGUUCACUGUUGGUCAAGCAUGGGUUCCGGGGACCCGUGCUAAACCAGUAGAUGACUGUGAUCAUGUCAAUAUCCCCCACCGAGCAAUUGCGAGCAAGCGUGGGUAUGGACUACCUAAAAACCUCACUCGGUUGCUAUUCGGUUGACCUGUUUUUAAAUGAAUCUCACUGCAGUAAUGAGAUCCACUUAAAAAUAGUAAGGAUUCAUUUAGCUUAAUUCCAGUUUAUCAUACAUCUGUGAAUAGAUCCCCGUUGUCAACUUAACACAACUCCCUGGUAAGUUGAUAGAUCCCUGGGUUGUCAUUGUAUGCCAGAUAUAAAAUUAAACCAUAGACAAAAAUUACCGGCGCUCUUCCCAAAUCCCUACGCAUGUUUAAACAAAUGGAGGUUAUUUAGUUUCUCCAAUGGCCAUGAGAGACUUUAGCCCACUUGCCACGACAAGGCAAACCUCUCAGGUGGGUCCCACGCUAACCUUUCACCUUGUGUCCUUGAGCUUCUGGCAAAGAUAUCUCUAAUGAGACAGAAAGGGGUAUUUUUUAUAUAAACUCCUACAUGCUUAUUAUAUGAACCCCUAAUAAGGAACACAUGGGAUGGGCGGCAGCAUUGUAACAUAGCUGUGUGAUACAAAAGUUUUUUGUAUUUAUAAAAACAAACCAUGUUUACCUAUUUGCUGGAUUUUAAAAAUCUGUCAUGGCUAACCUAUGCAAUCCAGAUGUUGCUAAACUACAUUUCCCAUGAUGCACAGCCAAACUUAAGAUCUUGAUCCUAUUCUUUUGAUUUCUCCUGUAGAGUUGAAAGACUUUGUCUUAGCUACAAUUCACACAAGCCCAGAUUACGCCGUGCUGGAGGUAGAUGCUCUGUACGAUGUGUGGGAAGACGCCAAGCAACGCCUGCUUACAGAGGUUCCUAAUUUAUUCCUGAAUUCCUGAUAUAAUUUUAUUUAUAGACUCGUACAUUCCUCAAUCCCCACAUUGCAACUGCAUGGGGUAUGAAUGACAGUUACACGCAGACUAUGGAAUUUAAAAGCAGGGGGUCACAGCAUAAUUAAAGUAAUAAAUAACCCACGGUGUAAUUCAGGGAAAUAUCAUGACUUUUCCGAGGCAGGGGAGGCAUGAGAAUGGUGGAUAUAGCAGGAGGAACUGAUGGAUUCUAAACAUAUCUUUGAAGAUUCUACCGUGUAAUAAAUUCCAAUGUGUUCUCAGCCGUGGUAGUGAUGAGGCCCAAAGCAGAAGCUCGUUUUGAAAUAUCCAGCAUAUAACUUUCUCCUUGUGUAACUGAUGUCAUUCAUGUCUAUGGUACUGAGGAGAAACAGCUGACCAUUUGGCCAGAUGGUGGAACUUCAUGAUAUCUGUUGGGAUUGUCUAGGACAAAUCAGGACUGUUGAAGUAAUUCAGCGUGCUUUUAAUCUGCAAAUGCAACAAUUUUUUUUAUUCAUGAACAGUUUAUCAGGAUAGGCAACCUCAGGAUAUACAAUUGGUAGUAUACUUAAAGGGACACUGUAGGCACUCAUUAAAUUGGUUAUAGUGCCUGGAGUCCCCUGGUGCUGUGUCAGCAAUCAUUUUCGGGCAGUAACACCAAAUAAGUAUCACUAAUCACCUACAGCCUGGCCUCUCAUGGAGGUGCGGCUAACAGAGAGAUUACACACUUCCUUCUAGCCAUACAAUUUUAUACCAGCACAGGAUGCUAUUGUAGCGGAUGGCAUUGGGCUGUCCUCAAAAUUACGUGUGUUAAUAUGCUUUCGGUUAAAUUUGCCAUAUGUAUGUAUCUAGUAUGCAGCAUUCGUCUGAUUGUUCGGUAAAAUCACUCCAGUUAUCAUAUGGGUGAAACUACCGAACAAUCAGACCACACCAAAAAUAAGUGUGCCUUCAAUUACCGUUUGCAACAAUAUUGCAAACUGGUAAUUGGCAAUCACUGCAGUGUGUGCUUUGUCCUCUGGGUGGCCGCCGUUCUGUAGACAAACAUGUGGCGGCGGCCAUCUUAAACUCCUGAACAGCGGUGUUUUGCUGUCGAGUGUCUGGAACCCAAAUUGGACACUCGGCUAGGCAAACACCGCUGAGACCUCCACACUGCCACCAAUUCGUGUAGAAACUACCGAACGGCUCACCGUUUGGUAGAAAGAACCCCACGAACAAGGGGGUUUAUCCGAAUCCUCACCAGUCUCCAUAACUCAAGCCGUUCGUGUAUUUUAUUCCCUUUUUCUCUGACCGACCGCGGGGACAAAACUUAUGGAACCAAUUUUGGCUGUUACCUCCAGUGCGGUCGGUCUUUUUACAACCUCCAUGAAUUUCCCGAACCCCUGGUCCGAUCUGGGUGAUUUUUGAAUAUGUCACUCACCCAGAUCAGGGCUACCAGGGGAUGUAACAUUUAGAGGUGUACCCCUAUGUUUAGGGGUAUAUCCAGAAAACAAGGGGAACUGUGUCCUGCACAAUGGGAUUAUGAGUCAUACUAAUGGGAGGGGAUGUGUGGGUGGCAACUCAUGUAUGAUUGAUGUACUGUAUAAUUAAUGUGAAUCCUUCCCUUGCAUGGGAGAAAGCUUUAAAAGAAGGUUGAGUGAUUAAAAGUUGAGUUCUUGUCCUGAUGCUGUGUGUCGUCCAGUCAUUGGGAUCUGUAUUGGGAUAUUCGUGGAUUACCUUGCUGUGACUAUUGUUCUAUGGGAUUUUAUUACUUGUUCCUGAGCCUCACUGGGAUCUUUAGUGGAGUUAACCUGGGAAAGACCAGCUCUCCACUACAGCUAUAAUAGGCUGAAAGCAGUCAGCUGAUACUCUCAGCCAAUUACAACCACCCAUUGCUGCUCAGGGUAAAGUUGUGUUAUUAGUCUGACCAGCAUAGAGGGGAUGGGAUGGCCAUUCUGGUUUAAUGAAUAGCCCUGUUAGAAUUGCAAUAUCCAGUUAUUGAUAGGAAUAAUUCACCGUUAUCUUGAUAUCCUGUCCGUGUAUUCCAGAAUGGAAGUAAACAAAAAGCAUUUAUGAUGAUUUCUACAUUUCCUCUUGAACACAGGAUAUUAUGAUUUUGGGAGACUACAACUCAGACUGCAGUUAUGUGAAAGCCAGCCAUUGGCCCACGAUCCGCCUUCGUCAGGACGAGAGCCUCAAGUGGCUGAUUGGUGAAGGGGCUGACACCACCGUCAGCCCCAACAAUAACUGUGCCUAUGACAGGUGAGCAGUGGUUAAUGCUUAAUGUGUGUGGGGGGACAUAACAUUAAAAAUGACUACACAGAUCAUGAAACACCACAAUAUAUAUGGCUUCCUGCUGAUGGGCAGCACAUGAACAUUGAUCCCCUGUAGUAAAUAGAAUGCUUAUACUGCAGGAAUAAAAUCAAUUAAACAAUCAAGAAAUUUCAUUAAUCCUUGAUUUUCAUCACACAGCUUACUGAUUCUAUCUACAUACACAUUUUGUACUAUAAAACAACACAAUAAAGUGAUUACAAAUAUAUUCGGGGCCAAUACAAACCAUUGUGUGGAAAUCUAUUCACAAACCAGACUUUACAUAGGACACGAGGUCAUGCGUUUAGACUGGAAGAAAGAAGAUUUCGUCUAAGGCAACGGAAAGGUUUUUUACUGUAAGAACAAUAAGGAUGUGGAAUUCUCUGCCUGAAGAAGUGGUUUUAUCAGAGUCUGUACAGAUGUUCAAACAGCUACUAGAUGCAUACUUGCAAGAACAGAAUAUUCAAGGAUAUAAACUUUCAAUGUAGGGUAAUAACUGCUUGAUCCAAGGAUAAAUCUGACUGCCAUUCUGGGGUCAAGAAGGAAUUUCCUUCCUAGCUUGUUGCAAAAUUGGAAGUGCUUCAAACUGGGUUUUUUUUUCCUUCUUUUGGAUCAACAGCAAAAAAACAAAUGUGAGGAAGGCUGAACUUGAUGGACACAAGUCUCUUUUCAGCUAUGUAACUAUGUAACUAUGUAAUAUAUGCCCAGGUAAACGUUGCAAAUCUAGACAUCCCGUCUGUGAAGGAACUUGUUAGUAGAUCUGGAGAUUUGUUUCAGACUGAAUUGCAAUACUGACAAAUUUAAGCCAACGAUCAAGUGAGAAAUAGAGAGACAAACAUAAGGACCAGGAAAAAAAAUAAAUCUAUAUUUAUAUACAGUAUUAUAUACUUAAUAAAUAUAUAAUAUAUACAUAUCAAUGUUUUUUACUUGUCCUCCUGUUUUCCUUCUAUUGGUUACUUUUCUCACUUGAUCGGUGUACCAAAUGGUGGGAGAAUCCCCCUCUCAGUGUACUGCAAAGUAUAAACAUAUUAUUAUAGUAUGUAUAUGUUUUGAAGCACACUGACUGGCCAUUUCUGUGUCUUUUUGGCUUGUUCUCCUGAUUCAGUUUUCGAAUCAUAAUUCGGCAGAGCCAAACCAACAUCUGGGGAAACUCGGGUGUCCUGCAAAUUUUUCUAUCUUAGGAAAAAUAAUUCGGGAGAACAUAAAUUUCCUGCCAUGUAGAAGUCUGCUUGUUAGAGGUAAUGGCAACUGCCAAUCAUGAAUUUAUUUAUACUCACAGCUUUCUGCUCAGGAGCUGAUCACGCCAUUUAAAAAAUCCAUUAAAAUAACUUUCGGUAAGACGGUGUAAUAGCUAUCAGCUUGGGUAGCAGUUCCAUUUACAUUUUCCCUGAACUAAAUAUCCCAUAAACCUUUUCUGAACAGGAGUUUAUGGGAAAUAGUCCCCUCCCACUGAAGAAAUGCUAAUGGUAGUUUGAACUGAGCUCAGUCUAGGGAUUUUCACCAAACACAUUAACUUCAGAAAUGAGUACUUUUUUAAUUUGUAAAAAAGAAUUUUGUAAUUUUUUUCAGUUUUAGUAAGUCAUCUAUAUAAUGGUUUAUCUAAAAAUGGAGUUAUACUCUACCGGAAGGUAGGCAACCUUCGGCACUCCAAAUGUUGUGGUCUACAUCCCUCAUAAUGCUCUUACAGCCGAAAUACAUAGGAGGUGUAGUCCAAAACAUUUGGAGUGCUGAAGGUUGCCUAUGUCUGCGUCUAGCCUGAGGUGUGCCUUUAACAGUUUUUAUGAAAACCAAAUGAUGCAUUCUGGAGAAAAUGUGUCGCUAUAGAACUGAUGCUGCCUUCAAGAUCCGUAACAUGUGCUGUGUUAUCUCACCUUUGUUAGGUUUGUGGUCAGUGGUUUGAGAAUGCAGAGGGCAGUGAUACCUGGUACAGCCAAGCCUCUGAACUUUGAAGUGGAAUAUGGGCUGACCAAUGAUGAGGUGAGGAUAGAGAUUGUGUACAACUGUGUUUGGUUUACAUAAUUUACCAUUAAAUGUGGUUUUCAAUCAUGGGUGUGCGCAAGGGAUGUACCUGGUGUGUGUAGGCACGUCCUAAUCAAGGGCUGUUCACAAUUUAAGUUCCUUUCUGCCAUUUUGUGUAAAUUUGUGGUAACUCACUACCUAGUGAGUUAAAGCUUGUAGUAAAGUAUAAUUUAUUUUGUGCAUGCUUUUGUUUCAAUCGUCCAAUCUUUAAUAGUAAAUAGGUUUAUAAGUCAAAGUUCAAAGAAGAAUAGGUGACUCUGUACAAAGUCUUACAUUCUACCUGUAAAGCAUUUAAUACUUUUGAUGGACACACCUAGCAACAUAUCCACUUUUCUGGUUUAAUGUCAUGCUGUUUUAGAACAGUUUUCCAGUCCCCAGAGACCACCCUAUCUUUUGCUACAUUGCUAAAUGGGAAUUAACAUCUCCUCAUUAUCAAAGAUCAAAGUCAGUUGAUAACCUUGACCGCUGUGACUGGACAAUUAGCCUAGGCCAAGCCAGGCUAACCAUGUGGGUAGGUGUGUCUGUUGGGGGGGGGGCAGGCCAUUCAACUCAGCCAAUCGAAUGUUCAGGUUGGACAACAUUGACAUCGUUAAUGCAAAAAUGUUAAUUCUGCUUUAUUAAUGCGGCUGAACUGGGAUCAGUUUCUGAGUACCUGGAAGAGACCUGAUUUAUAUCAAACUGUUCCUAAAUAAUGUGACAUUAAACCAGGGGAAGGCUUUAGGGCAUUCUUGGCAUCAUAGUGAGUUAAAGAGGUAGCAAUGGACAUUAUGAGAAAGGGAAACAAAUGUGUGAAAGAUAAAAUGAUUUUCAGCAUGUACAUGUAGGGUUUAAUGAUAUUGAUCAUAGGUUUCCACCUCAAUCUAUCAUUUGAUAAUUAUCUAACGACCAACGAUGAGAAGGGUUUAUAAUCACACCUUUCUAACGUUCUUCAACAACGUUUCUGGUAUUUUCAGUUCAGCAGAAAAGAACCCUAUAUCUUACGUUAAAACAAUUUUUUUUUUAGAAAUUAGUACUAUAAUAAUAUUAUAUUAUAAUUCAGCAAAAGUUGAUAACACAACCAAUAUAAACAUCUUCUAUAGCCAAAAUGUUUGUUUUGAACAUGCUUAAAGAAUCACACAGAUAAUAAUGCUGAUUUACAACGCAACAGAAUAAUACCACAUAUCACACACAAUCACUUCACUACUUCACAGCGGUUUUUAUGGAUGUAGUGGUGGGUUAUUAUGCCUGCUGUUGAAAAUAUUCAACCUGUGAUGUAGUUGCCGAGCUUGCCAAACCUCCAUUUUGUUUGUCAUCAACCUCACAAUUCCAGCAAAUCGUUCUCAAGAUUGUGUGAUAUUAAAAGCUAAACCAGUUUUAUGUUCCCUGAUUUCUAACUUAGUUGGCAUCCAGUCAGAGAACUAAUAAGAUAUUUUGGACUAUAAUCAUGCUGAAAAUCAACCACAACUCUGACUAAAGUUCAUAAACUGCUUAUAAAAGAAAACAAGGUGCGACUGUGACUAAGGCCUUAAUUAAGUACAUGCUCCAAAAACGUCAAUUCAAAGUUACAUUGGUUAAAAUAUAACUUUGCCAUUUAAAAAAAUAAAUACAUAUUUGUAAGGAUUGCUACUUCAGUUAGAGAGGAUACUUCAGGGAUAGAACUUAAAUUAAUCUCUUUUUCAUCUCAGGCUAAAGCAGUGUCCGAUCACUACCCAAUUGAGGUGGAACUGUAUGAAGAUGGUGAGUAUGGGGUGAUCUUAGUUCCAGAUGUGUUGGGUAGAGACUGGAUGAGAUUUAUUGUGUAAUGCCUACGCCGUGAAAGCUAUAAUUAAAUCGAACCUGGUGGUUUCCAAAAGUUGACUUACUGAGGGACGUGCCCAUUGGUAUACAUGUCCCAACCUUGUGUUAAACUGGCAGGUCCUGGCAACGUCAGUUGCCAGAGAAAGGAGAAGGGAGGAUUGGAGGUGAUCUUGGGACACUCACUAGACGAAACAACGUUUGCUGAGACAGGAGACUGCCAAAUAAAUCCUAGACUAUCUCAACAUAUAUUGCACUGCCUUAGUCCAAAAAAUAAUAAUAAGCAAUUUACAAAGACAUUCAAUCUUACAGUUCCACUCUAAAUUAACACAAGAUACUAAAUUAAAACAUUUAUGAAAGUAGAAGGGUCUACCAUCUGCAUUUUCUGUUGUUGAAAUCUUCUGAAAUGUAUAUGAUAAAUUGAUAAUAUAAGCAAAAUAAAACUUUGCACUAAUUGGUAUUUUUUUUAGCAGAUGGGUAAAUAUCUGUACCCAUCUGCACUCAUCUCAGCUGUGACCACUUGGACGUGGCAAAAGAAUAAGUUGAUAGUCUUCAAAAAAUUUUUAACAAAAUGGGGGAAGUCACUUGAUUUAAACAGAUUUUACAGUGUUGUGAUUGUUGUGGCAGAUGUGGUGGUUCCAUGAUGUCUGAAACAACUGGCUUCCUGUGUGUUUUCAUGCACUAAGUCUCCUGAAGUUUAAAGAGAAUUAAAAGGCAUGCAUUGCAUGGACAUUCUGUGGGUGAAAUCGACUUGUUGUUGAGAGAGGGCAGAGGUUAAUAACCAGACACCCAAACACAAAUACCCAAAUAAACAUAAUUUAUAACAAUGGUCGGUAGAAAUGGCUUCUCUGAAUAUACAACCUGUUGAGUCUUGUCUGAUUUGGGUGACAGCAGCCAAAGAUCCAUUUUGGUUCAAGCAGGAACACUAUUAUUAUAGAUAGAAUUAGAAGACACAAAGUAGAGACACAAACGACGAGAGUUUAAAGAACACUGGAGUAGUACACAAAGAACACAAAUAGUAGGGCGCUCGUCAAUCGGCAUUCUCAGAAUUACAGGUCAUUUUUAUAUGGCUUCUGUCCAUGAAAUGAUUCAAAAAUUUUAAAGAUGGCGAGGAAAAGGAAGAGUAAGGAGUAGAGACCUUAAAAAGAAAGGCAAAAACAUAAUGGUAAGAACAGAGAUGUCCUGAAGCAGACAUCUUACCGGGUGGUCUAAGGCAAUCCUAAGAUGUCUGCUUCAGGACAUCUCGUCUCCAUCCGUCAUACAGACCUUCUCAAUUAUCUUAAAAUCCUUGUUGCAUCAUAUAAUGAUGGUGCUUGGGAUGGAUACUGCAAUAUUUUUAUAUUAACAUCUUUUUGGGUCCACUUUCACUUUCAGACAACUUUGUAGUUUUAGUUAUAAGUGAUGAUAUACUUUCAGUUUUUAGUUUAAGGAGUUAAAUGUGUCUUAAAUUACAUAUAAGAUAGGGUUACAUUUCCUGCUGCUGUCUCAUUUAUUGAUAAUGUCAACGAAUGUAGCCAUAAUCACGAUGUAAAUGAGCUGUGUGUGCUGUUCUUCUUACAGUGUUUUACAGUGGUCGAUAUUUCGAGAUCAGUUCCACUAUUGGGAUAAGUGGAGGUCUGUCUCUCAAUGGUGUCUGUGACUGCGCAGGAGUGGAUUUUGCAAGCUGCAAUGGGCGCUGUGGGUCCUCGUCCAAAAAUUUCCCUUGUAACUGCAAUGCUACGUGUAGCAGUAAUGGCAACUGUUGCACUGACUACAAGGCGUACUGCAAGCCGUAGAUCUCUGGACCUGAAUGUCGACUCUGAAGACUAAAAAAACAAUAUUUACUACAUUAAAAAACACUGCAGAAUACACUGGUAGUUUAUUAAUUCUCCAGGAUAAAUUAAACAAUUUUUACAUGACCCAUCAAAGGAUCUUUAGUUAAAACUAGCAAUAAUGUUUGCCUUUUCUUUCUUUUUUUUUUAUCCAACCCGAUGAGUAAUAAUUAUCUUUAUUUAAUGAAUGGAAUUGAUUAUCUUCAGCACAUCAGCAUUAUUUUAAAGCAAAAUUGAGUUUUGGGAGCAGGUAGGGAAAAUGUUACGGUGUAAAGAAAUUUAUACAUGUCCACCAUAUUUACCCUUUGACAGUGCAAGCAGCUAGUGGGUAAAGGGUUUGCGAUAUUAAAAAUGAUGAUUUCAAAUAGAUUUAAUAUAUCAUGUUUACAUGAUAAUCAUAUAAAUACAACUUAUAGUUUUAUGUUUUAAUUAUUGUGGUAUAAGGAUUAUGGAGAACCCUUUCCCCCUCAGAGUGAGUUGUAGCAGAUUUUUACAAUGUAGUAGCUUCCAUUAGAAUUGGCUACUAUUUACCGACAAAUCAAGUUCAGCUGCAUUGUGUAAAUUAGGCUGAGAUGAACUUCCAGGCUGAUAGUUUCCAAUUGUUUUGCAUCAGAGCAUCGGAUGUGUAUUUCCAUAAUUCAAUUCUGGAUUUUAGUCGUCGGCUGCAUUCCAAAAGGGUGAAAUCCAGAAUAUUUUCAAGGUAAUUAGGAGUAAGCUUUGCAAAAUCCAGGUGUUAGGAACGCUGGUAUUUCAGAUACCCGUUCGUUUUCGGUUCCUCCUGAACUGCUAAAGGCUGAGUGAUUAUAGCUCGCAGUUCGGGUGUUGAUGCAAACAUUCUCCAGAAGAAACUGCAGUAUCCAAGUAAAUCCCCCAAGCAAUCAGAUGUAUACCCAAACAUUAGCUUAGACUAGAUGAAGGGUACAACAGAAUCACACAGGCCAGCUGGCCAGUUUAUAUUCAAGUCCCCAUGCAAGGGGUUUACCUUGACAUAUUUUAGGGGCAUUCCCCGCUGGACCUGAGAGGGGACUAUGGCAAAGAACACACUGUAAUUACAUUGGCUCUCAGGACAUUCCCACACAAAACAGGAUAAUCCCUCCCCUGUGCCUGUGAGAUAAUUGAGUCAGGAACUGUACUAAACUCAAUUAUGUCCAGGCACAGAAAACAUACAUUUUAACAACACCCCAAAAGUGCCCCAAAACACAUCAAAACCCCACAAAAGUCUUAUCCCCUGAUCGCCCCAAUCUGGGGGACCAACAUAUCCAAAAAUCACACAGGUCAGUUUCGGUGUUCGCCAUUUCCAUGGAAGUCAUAAUUUGACCGACCGCACACAAGACUCCUGCCCAAAACAGUUCCAGAGAAUCAGGGUUUGCGGUCAGUCUAGUUUGGUAGUUUAAAAACCGAACAAACUACUGAACAUAGUCAAUAGUCUUACCCUGGAGCUCGUUCCCCUUAUCCAGAUGAACAAUUCCACCAAACAGUGCCCUUCUAAGUUGUGUAUAACCGAACGCAGGCGAUGAUGGAAGUCCAGUUGCCUGCGUUCAUGUGAACAAGAUUGCCGCCACCUCGUGGUCGUUCAUGCGAACAGCGGCCACCCAGACAAACAAUUAGAACACUGCGGUUAGAAUUGUUACCAAGUGUUAAUAGGGUUUAACAAGCUCCCGGGUGGUCUCUGGU